AUGUCAACAACGAGCGCUCAAGAUCUUCUAACCGUCGCCGAUCUCGUGCACGAUCUGGAGUUGUUUUUUUACGCGACACUCCCUGCGAUGACGGCCACAGCGAGCGAUGGCGUCGAGUUUUGGACAGCUGCCGGCGGACCUCUCUUAUUCCUAGACGAUAGCGACACAGACCAAAAUCCCAACUCCUCCCUAGGGCUCGCGAGCCAGAUAUCGCUACGCUUUCCACAACGUGACAUACACGCGCCCAUGGGAAACACACAGCUCCAAGGAUUCUUGCGUGCGGCUAGCCGGCCGAUUACGACGACGUCGGGACGAUCGAUACCUUCCCAUCAACAAACCGACACAAGCGACCGAAAACUCGCGCUGAUGAACCCAAACAUACGAAAAACUAGAAAACGAAUACGCACAGUGGCUGGCUCAACGUCAAGGUCGUCCUCUAAUUCGCCCUCGCCAGAACGUAGUCCGUCACCCUACAAAGAUGGACAAAAUGAUGACCUUGUAAUCCCCAUCGCAAUAGUCGACCCGCAAACUGCUAAAGAGCAAGCGUCAAGCUUUCGCCAAAAUGUCAUCACCAGCAGCAGCGGCGGCACCGGCCUUCGCAGUGUGUUGUGAUGAGCAAAGGCGAGUUUUGGUUCCUCGGCCAACCGUCAUCGGACGUGGCAUUUAAGCAGCACAUAUUAUCCCGAAGAUACAUUGGAAUCGCUACCCUGUCGACGAUGACCAAAAAUACCCGAUCAAAGUGACGUGGAAAGGGACGCGUGGCAGACUACAUGGAGUCCUGGCAAUGGGUUGAUGGCUAGUCACCUGCACCAGUCCUUUGACCAGCGACCUUUCUCCAUUCACCCAGAUACGGGCAUCAUUCGCGCCUUCGUGCCCUACUCUCUUACUGGGAUACCACGGGAGGCAUUCUGUUUUGCCCCCUGGGGUGGAUAGGCGGGCUCUGCGGCUGCAUUACGACAUGGGCUGUAUCGAGAAUUUCGGCGCCACAUGUCCCAUGCCUAGCGCCCCAGCACCUGUCAUCAGCAUCAAGUCUGCGAAGCUGCCCGUCAACCCUCCCGUCACGGUCUCCGGAGACCCUGACAAAGCCCAGAGUCUUUUCACCACAGGCGGCGCACCUCCGUCCGCCCAAGGCGGAGGCACAACUUCGUUGGAUGGCAGCUUUGAUCAUUCGGUAAAGUUCAAGAGAUCGGCGGUGGAGCUCCCUCCUAGCCCGGCGUCUUCCCGUCCAUCCAUGUAAGACGAAGACCAGACACGGCUCUGGCAAGUGGGCAAUAUGAUCAUCUCUGACCCUCAGGAGGCCGAACAGUAUCAGCGGCAAGGGUGGAUAGUAUCAGGAGUGCAUAGUGAGGGGAUGAUGACGAGGAGGGUUGGUCUCAAAUCGUACAAAAGGGGCACUCGGAGGUGGACCCGGAGCGUGGGCGAUCUAGGAAAAGGAAGCGCCUGAUGCCGGAUCAAUGACAUCGUGUGUAUAACGUUGUUAUCAGGACUGGCUAUAGCAGCACCCUAGCCACUCCGAACAAGCUUCGUCUUUUUCACAGGUGUCUUUUCCGAAUCCACCGAGACCCGAUCGCGAACCAGCAUCAUUGGUACUGGGAACAUACAACAUGUCCGUUCCAGGAGGGCUUACCCAGCGUACAGGUAUUUUUAAUAGCAGCAGCUCGAAUUGUUUGGCUCGAGAGUGUUCGAUAUACAGAGAAACUAAUCGUUGCCAGAAAACCACCAGAAAGGAUUUAGCUUUUAU
This is a messenger RNA of Pyricularia grisea, 1741 nucleotides long. RefSeq lists its product as uncharacterized. The coding region runs from base 1 to 612 and encodes 203 amino acids. The record is from RefSeq and is a predicted model, not a curated record. The transcript is spliced from 3 exons. NCBI's taxonomy places the organism in Eukaryota, Fungi, Ascomycota, Sordariomycetes, Magnaporthales, Pyriculariaceae.